This is a messenger RNA of Carcharodon carcharias (great white shark), 13671 nucleotides long. It is a transcript of the gene vps13a, whose product is annotated as vacuolar protein sorting 13 homolog A. Lineage: Eukaryota; Metazoa; Chordata; Chondrichthyes; Lamniformes; Lamnidae. The transcript is spliced from 72 exons. Bases 144 to 9731 code for a protein of 3195 amino acids. The record is from RefSeq and is a predicted model, not a curated record. Gene Ontology annotation, cellular component: extrinsic component of membrane. Gene Ontology annotation, biological process: protein retention in Golgi apparatus; protein targeting to vacuole; autophagy.
GAGUGAGGCAGCGCGGCUCGCGCUAGUUCCGGUUCGCUGGGCGAUCGUUGUGUUUUGAAUUGCUGCAUCGGGCUCGGGGGCUGGGCGCUCGUGCUGAGAAGAGGCAGCGGCUCCGGUGGGCCGAGAAUGGUGAUCGGGAGACGAUGGUGUUCGAGUCUUUAGUGGUCGAGGUGUUGAACCGUUUCUUGGGAGAUUACGUGGUGAACUUGGACACCUCGCAAUUGCAAUUAGGAAUUUGGGGAGGAGAUGUGGUACUCAAUAAUCUAGAAGUAAAAGAAAAUGCACUGAGUGAGCUGAAUGUUCCAUUCAAAGUUAAGGCUGGUCAUAUUGCUAAACUUGAACUGAAGAUACCAUGGCAGAAUCUUUACGGUCAAGCAGUGGAAGCUACAUUGGAUGGAAUCUAUUUGCUCGUUGUUCCAUGUGCCAGUAUCCAAUACGAUGCUGAAAAAGAGGAAUUGCAGCUUCAAGAACUGAAGCAGAGAGAAUUGCAAAGAAUUGAAGAAGCUAAGCAAAAAGUUGCUGACAAAGAAAAUCCAAAAGAAGAAAAGCAAGACACUUUCGUUGAAAAAAUAAUUACUCAGGUUAUUAAGAAUUUGCAGGUCAAAAUUACCAAUAUCCAUAUCCGUUAUGAAGAUGAUAUCACAAACCAAGACUCCCCAUUGUCAUUCGGAAUUUCACUUCAGAAUUUAAGUCUUGAGACUACAGACGAGAGAUGGAAUCCAUGCUUGCAUGAUCAAUGUGAACAUGUCUUCAAUAAGCUUGUUCGGUUAGACUACCUCUGUGUGUAUUGGAACGUCAACACGAAAAUGUAUUCUAAAAGCAGUCAGGCUGAAGCUUUGAAAGACUUGAAAGAUGGAGUUUCAACAAGCAACUUUAUUCCAGAGACUUAUCAGUUCAUUUUUCAGCCACUAUCUGCCAAAGCUAAACUUGAAAUGAAUCCACGAGCAGAAGUUGACUUUGCUUCACCAAAAAUGAACUUGGAAGUAAAUCUACAAGACAUAGCCAUUGAACUGAAAAGACCUCAGUACCUCAGCAUCAUGGAGCUACUUGGAUCCAUUGAUAUGAUGUCACGAAAUCUGCCAUAUAGGAAAUAUAAACCAAAUGUCCCCUGUAGCAACAAUGCUAAAAAAUGGUGGGCAUAUGCUAUAAAUGGCAUUUUGGAAGAGAAUAUAAAGCCUGCGCUUAAUGCGUGGUCAUGGAAGCACAUUCAAAAGCACAGGCAAAAAAUAAAGAAUUACAGGAACAUCUAUAAAUCAAGAAUCAAAACCAAGAAACCAGAUGAAGAACUUAUCAGCACACUUAAGGAACUUGAAAAGGAGCUUGAUUUAUUCAAUAUUACGCUCGCACGACAACAAGCGGAAGUGGAGGUUAUGAAAUCAGGGCAUAGGAUUUACAGACCAGGUGCAAAGAUUGAAGAAGAAAACUCUGGAGGAUGGUUUGAUUGGGCUUGGAGUUGGACAGGAGCAAAAGAAGAGAGACCGCGAGACUCGAAAUCUGGAAUUGAUUUAUUGAUGACGCCUGAAGAGAAAGCUAAACUCUAUACAGCAAUUGGAUAUAGUGAAACUGCGGUGGACCCAACAAUGCCUAAAAGAUAUGAAGCAGUGAAAAUUUCUGUGAAGCUGGUUAGCAUGUCCAUUUCCAUUAGAGAAGAAAGUGACAAGCCAGAGAUUAUGAAAUUUGCUGUGAUUGACUUGAGCACCAUGCUGACUCAGAGACCAGGAGCACAAGCAAUAAAAUUUGAAGUGAUGAUAAGUACACUUGAAGUGACAGGACUACCUCAGAAAAUAGGCAAGCCAGCGCUGCUUUCUUCAAGAAGUGUUAUGACUGAGAAUGAAGAUAUUCUGCUCAGAAUCAUGUUUGAAACCAAUCCUUUGGACGAAAGAGCUGAUCAGCGGCUGAAGGUGGACUCGCGCCCACUAGAAAUUGUGUAUGAUGCGAUUACUGUGAAUGGAUUAGUCGACUUCUUUCGACCUCCAACAGAUGUUCACCUGGAGGAACUGACGUCAGCUACCUUGAUGAAGCUUGAGGAAUUCCGUGACAAAACCGCAACUGGCUUGAUGUAUGUUAUUGAGACACAGAAAGUCCUGGACUUAAAAGUGAAUCUCAUGGCUUCUUACAUCAUUAUUCCACAGAAUGGUUUUUUUGAUAAAUCUGCCAACUUAUUGGUUCUCGAUCUUGGUAAUUUAAGGAUGAACAGUAAAAGCCGUGCACAUCUGCCACAAAUUACUGCUGGUGAAAGCACUUUGGAAGAUAUCAUGGCCCGAGCCUAUGACUGCUUUGAUAUACAACUGAGUAGUGUCCAACUACUUUAUGCUAAACCACAUGAGGAUUGGCAAGCAGCUCGCAGAACAAAGCAAUCAUCUCAGCACAUCUUGCAACCCAUGGAAUUAAAGAUCGAGUUAUCCAGAGCAAUGGUUGUCUCUGAUCCAAGAAUGCCCAAAUUUAAAGUUCAUGGUGGACUUGCUUUACUUUCAAUUUGCAUCUCGGACCAGAAACUUAGAGGAGCUUUAGAAUUAAUUGAUAGUAUUCCUAAACCAAAACGUAAUUCACCGCCACCAUCUUUAAAAUCUCUUCAGCCACAGAAAUUAUCACCUAACAUGACUCCACGAUCUAUGCAAAAAAGAGCAGUACACAAGGACCUGUACUCUUCUGUUCUGAGUAUGGCAGAUUCAGAUGAUGAAUUCUAUGAUGCUCCAAGCUCACCUGUGGAUGAACCAGUAUUUCUGCUAGCCAAAGAUAAUUCAUUACAAAGAACAGAAAGUGUACGCCAGAAACAGUUGAGGAAACAAGAAACUAUGAAAAAUAUGACUGACUUCCAAAUGCAAUUUGAAAUAACAAAGAUGUCACUGGGAAUCUAUCGCCACGUAGAGGAUACUGAAAGGCCCGUAUUAGAACUGGAAAUAUUAGGACUUGGUACAGAGCUAAAACUCCGAACACAUGAUAUGACUUCACUCACAUUUCUGAAAGAAGUCAGCUUAAAAUGCCCAGAGCAUACAGAUGCUGACAAUAAACCUGUUUAUAUUGUCACCACACUGGACAAUUCUGAAGAUGACCUCCUUACAAUUGAAUAUAGUAAGGCUAAACGAGAUGGACCAGAAUUCAAAACCACCUACAGCAACAUAGAGCAACUCAUAAAGGUGAACUUUUCAUCAUUGGAUGUUCAUUUACACACUGAAGCUCUGCUGAGUUCCAUUCAUUUCCUGAAGAGCCUUAUCCCAUAUUCAGAAACCAAGGUCAGCUCAGAUGAACAAGUAUCUGGUAUUGAGGGGAAGAAAGAAGAGAUCCUCACAAAGGAAAAAACAGCUUCAAAAAGAUCGAAGUUAGAAGAUGUGAUCAAGCUUCAUAUACUUGCAGAGCUGGCACUUCUGAAAAUUUUCAUCUGUGAUCAGACCAAAAGAAUCGCAGAAGUAAGCAUUGAAGGUCUUGAUGUUGAGGUGAUUUUGAAGAAGACUUUAUCAGAAGUGACAGCAAAGCUGAAGAAUAUUGUAGUUUUGGAUUCCAGUGAAGAUGCAGUAUUCAAGAAGGCUGUAUCCAUUGCUGGAAAAGAGGUCUUCAGCUUUAAAAUGAUCUCUCAUGUGGAAGCUACAGAAGGUGCUGCCUAUACUGAAAUGGAUGUUGUUGAUAGUGAUAUUAAAUUGACAGUUGGCUGUAUCCAGGUCAUCUUUGUAAAGAAGUUUGUGUCUUCAUUAUUGGCUUUUUUAAAUAUUUUCCAAGCUGCCAGAGAGGCUGUCACAGAAGCAACUGUUCAAGCAGCAUCUGGGGUGAAGGAUCUUGCAGAACGGAGCACCAGAAUGGCACUUAACAUUCACAUUAAUGCACCUGUUGUUGUUGUGCCUCAAUCUUCUGUGUCAAAGAAUGUUGUUGUUGCAGAUUUUGGUGUUAUCGUUGUUCAGAACAAUUUCUCGAUGAUUAAACAAAAAGAUUCCAAUAAUGUACCACCUAUAAUUGACUCCAUGAAUGUUUCGUUACGUGAGCUUAAGCUGUACAGGACAAUAUUUGAGGAUGAAGUUUUUCGCUCUGAAAUCUCAUUGCUUCAGCCUGUUAAUCUGGAAGUUGUUGUUGAACGUAAUUUGGCUGCUGCUUGGUACCAUGAAGUUCCUGAUGUUAAAAUUCUUGGAACCCUGAAACCUCUGCAUGUUGUGCUCAGCCAAGAUGAUCUGAUCAUUAUAUUGAAAACUCUAAAUGAAAAUUUGGGUGAUAAUUCAGUUGAGGUGACACCUGUACAGCCUGAAGAGGAGGGGAAAAGUUCAGGCCCUUCACAAAUUUCUGCAGGAAGAACUGUGGUAACAGCUGCUGUUGUAGAAACACACAAACCUCUAAGAGUCAAAACGACACUGAAGUUGGAUUUUAAAUUAGACGAACUUUCAUUAAAACUCUACAGUCAGUCCUUAAACCCGAUGAACAUUGCUGCAGAACAGAGAUCUGAACAGGACGAACUAGCAGAAUUCAAAUUACACAGGCUUUCCAGUUUUAUCACAAUGCUUUCUGAUGGAUCCAUGAAUGUUACUGUGAAACUUCUUAAUUGUAUGCUGGAUGAUAAACGGAAGGCGAUAGAGAAAGCCACAUCAAGAAUGGUGGAAAUGAAGCUAGGUGUUGAAAAGAAUGAGAUGAUUGACUUCAGCUACAAACAAGGAAGAGAAGGCAUGCUUCUAGAUGCAACUGUACGUGAUAUCUAUGUUUGUGCAAGUAUGGAAUUUCUACUCACAGUGGCUGACUUUUUUGUCAAGGCAAAUGACCAAGUCUCUACAGUUCAGAUGAAUAAACCAACCGUAACACCAUCAAAAGAAAAAGUGCCAUCACAAGCUGCAUCUAAAAUGGAACUUAGUGUUCACAUUCAGAAUCCAGAGAUUGUCUUUGUGGCAGAUUUGACAAGAGCAGAUGCUCCAUCACUAGUGGUGACUGCACAGUGUGAGGCUGACAUUACUAAUGAUCCAGAAGUUAAACAGAUAACUGCAACUGUUAAAGAUCUCAAAGUUAUAGCCUGCCCAUUCCUGAAAGAAAAGAGAAAAAAUCAAGUUACCACGGUCUUACAGCCUUGCAGUUUGUUUUUCCGAAGUGUGCAAGCUGCUUGUCAUCCCAGUUUCUUGGAAUUGGCAGUAAAAUCGCUAAUGCUGAAAGUAUCUCCUGUUAUUAUUAACACGGUGAUUACAAUUACGUCUGCCUUAACUCCUGCUGUCGAAAGUCCACAUGAAAAGGACAGUGAAAUCCCGCCUGACUUGUGGAAUAAGAAGGAUGUGAAAGAUUUAAAACUCUGGUUUUUGGAGAAUACUAAAAAUAAUGAAAGUAAGGAUGGACCAAUAGUACAAUUACCAUCUCCAGGAGAGAAUCUAAAAAUGACAUUGGAAUUUAUUUGUUUGACGCUUGAAGCGGGUGUUGGACACAGAACCGUUCCAAUGCUUUUGGCAAAGUCAACUUUUAAAGGAGAUGUGAAAAAUUGGAGCACACUCAUUAAUCUGCAAUGUCACCUUAAUUUAGAGGUACAUUACUAUAAUGAAGUGCUUGCUGUAUGGGAACCACUACUAGAACCAUUAGAAAUUGAGAACAGUGAAGACUUUAGACCUUGGGAACUUGGGAUCAAGAUGAAGAAGAAGGCUGUCAAAACAAUGACAAAAACAGAAAAUGAAGAGGAAAAUGUCCAUUCCCUUGCAUAUAAAACAGUUAUUCAGAUCUUUUCAAAAGACCAACUUAACAUUACAAUGUCAAAAUGUGGUUUGACCAUGAUUAACAAUUUAGCAACGGCAUUUUCUGAAGCUGCUGGUCAAACCAGUGACAUCUUUCAGAAAGACCAAGCGCCUUUUACAGUAAAGAAUUGCCUAGGACUUAGUGCUACAAUUUAUCCCAGUGAUUCAUUUAUUGUAAUUGGUAAAGAUCAGCAAAAAACAUCUUAUGAACUGAACGAUGGAGAGUUUCUCAGUAUGGAUUACCAACGUACAAAGAAUGAAAAGGAGCAACUGUUAAACCUGACUAAUGCGAGCAGCAAAUUGUUUUAUAUUUCACUGAUUCCUCAAGGCCACACUUCUACAGACAAAAUUCCACUAACUAGAUUAGGCCGUCGUCUGUACAAUGUUAUACAUGAGGAAUCAACUGUUGAACGAUCCAUUGUAUGUCAGAUUGAUGCAAUCCAAGGAAGCAAAAGAAUAACAAUCCGUUCUCCUGUUCAGAUAAAGAAUCACUUUUCAGUACCUUUCAAUGUAUUUGAAGAUGUGGGAUCUGAUUUGAAGACCCUUGGUACAAUUCAGCCAAAAGCAGAGUUCAGUGUCCCUCUGUUUUCUUACAGAUCAGAUCUUCGUUUGCAGCUGAUAAUGAAAGACAAGAAACUGUAUGAUCCCUGUGAAGCAAUCACAUUUGGUCAUGUAAGCACAAGUACUGAAAUAGUAUUUCAUCGCAAAUGCCAGUCUUCUGGAGGUGAUGAAGAUGAUUCGCUAAUGAUCAAUAUAAUUGCAAUGCAAGACACGCUGGCAUCUGACAAUCCUGAUGAAAAUAAUAAUGCUUACAUUCUCCAUUUAUGGCCUAGUGCAAUUCUUCAAAACCUUUUGCCUUGUACAGUCAGUGUUUCCUUAAUAGAGGGAAGUUUAAACCAGAGGCUGACUCUAAAUGAAGGAUAUUCUGCCCAGCUUCACGAUGCUGUACUGGACAAAUCCAAACUCUCAUUGACUAUUAUUGACUACUUAGAACAUAACUGGGCAGGAGAAUACGACAUCAAAAGCAAUCAAACAGAUAUUGAAUUAAUCAAAUUUAAAUCAUAUAUUGAUGGUGAAGAGAGUGAAAUGGAUAUUGCAAUCCUUACAACAUACAAUGUUGGGCAUGUGAUGCUAGCAUUGUAUAGCCCCUAUUGGAUGAUAAAUAAAACUGGGCGAAUGCUUCAGUAUAAAGCUGAUGAUGUUCACCGCAAACAUCCUUUGGACUACAAAAAGCCACUGCUUUUUUCUUUUGGAUCUAAAUGCUUUUUUGAAAAGAAUAAGGUUCAGCUUAGGAUAACUGACAGCCAAUUGUCAGAUUCAUUUUCUUUGGACACCGUGGGCAGUUAUGGCUCAGUUAAAUGCAAAGGACCAAAAAAGGAGUAUCAGGUUGGUGUGAGAAUUGACAACAGCAGCUUUAAUCUAACGAGAAUCGUUACCUUUACACCAUUUCACAUGAUCAUCAAUCAGACAAAGCACAGAAUAGAGGUAGCUGAAGAAUGUGAGUCAAAGUGGUUGGGAAUUGAUUCAAAUCAGUGCAUUCCAUUUUGGCCUGCCAGAGAUUCUGAGAGAUUAGUAGUUCGAAUUGUCGGAUGCAGUGCAGCACCACAUAAGGUUUACUUCAACAAACAAGAAAAUUGUCUUUUACUUCAUCUGAACAAUAAGUUUGGAGGUAUCAUAGUGGAAGUACACUUGGCAGAACAUUCUACAGUGAUGACUUUUAAGGAUUAUCAUGAAGGGGCUGCUCCAUUCCUCAUUAUUAACCACACAAACGCAAGCACGAUUGAAUAUUAUCAGAGCAGCUCAACUGGAAAGGCGCAUAAACUGGAGCCAGGGAAAGCAACUUACUAUACCUGGGAAGACCCAACAGGAUCAAGAGUGCUGAGCUGGAGUUGUUUAUGUGAAGCUGCAGCGGGAGAACUGAGUACAAUAGAGGAUAAAUGCUCAAAGCUUUCUGAGAAGAUGUAUUUUGCAUCCUUGUUUGAGGGUCUGCAAAGAAUCGUUCUGUUCACAGAUGACAAAGAAACAUACAAACUUGCUCAAGAAAGUGAGAAUGCAGAGUUAGCAGAACAGGAGAUUAUUCUGUCAUUGCAGAACCUAGGAAUUUCACUGAUUAAUAAUUCCACAAAGCAAGAAGUGGUCUACAUUGGUAUAACAAGUUCUGAUGUUGUUUGGGAAAUUAAACCCAAAGUCAAACCGCGGUGGAAACCAAUGAGUAGGAAGCAAACAGCUCAGCUGGAGGAAGUUUAUAAAGACUACAUUGAGACUUCGCCCCAAGAGAACCAGAUUGCUGAACUUUCAUGUGAUUUUCAGAAGGUUCUUCUGACCCCUAAUGGUGUGGACAUGAAACUUCUACAACCUUGUGAAGUACCAAUAAGGAGAAAUUAUCUUCCUGCUAUAAAAGUAGAGUAUACCGUCUCAACUCAUCAGAAAUCUCUCAGACUCCAGAUUUACAAGAUCCAGAUUCAAAAUCAACUUUCUGGAGCUAUCUUUCCUUUUCCAUUUUAUCCAAUUAUUCCCCCUAAAUCUAUCACCAUGGAUUCAGCACCAAAACCAUUUGCUGAUGUCAGUAUUGUCACAAGGUUUGCAGGACAGUCUGAAAUAUGUCGUUUCAGGUAUUUUAAGGUUCUAAUUCAAGAAAUGGAUCUGAAGCUGGAUCUUGGUUUUCUUUAUGCUGUGAUGGACCUAUUCACCCAAUCAACAGAUGCAGAUGCAGAGCAAAAGCUGGAAUCAUUCAAGGACGACCUUGAGUAUAUUCAAAAAGAGCUGUUGACUGAAUCUGCCACAGACACCUCACCUGUCAGUCUAUAUGAGUACUUCCAUAUUUCUCCUAUCAAACUGCAUUUGAGCUUCUCUAUCAGUUCUGGAGGAGAAGAAAGUAGCAAACAGCAAGAAACCGAAGUGAUCCCACUGCAGUCUCUGAACCUUUUGCUAAAAAGCAUUGGAGCAACGCUCACUGAUGUACAAGAUGUUGUCUUCAAGCUUGCAUUUUUUGAAAUCAAGUAUCAGUUUUAUACUACACAACAACUGCAGUGGGAGGUAAUCCGCCAUUAUUCUAAGCAGGCAAUCAAACAAUUGUAUGUGCUUGUUCUUGGACUAGAUGUCCUAGGCAACCCUUUUGGCUUAAUCAGAGAUUUAUCAGAAGGAGUGGAAGCAUUUUUCUACGAACCUUAUCAGGGAGCAAUUCAGGGACCUGAGGAGUUCAUGGAAGGAAUGGCCUUGGGUGUAAAGGCAUUAGUGGGAGGUGCUGUAGGUGGUAUUGCCGGCGCUGCUUCUAGAAUAACCGGUGCAAUGGCAAAAGGUGUAGCCGCUAUAACGAUGGAUGAAGAGUACCAGCAGAGACGUAGGGAAGCCAUGAACAAACAACCAAGUGGGAUUAAGGAAGGCAUUGCACGUGGAGGAAAAGGCUUAGUGUCGGGUUUUGUGAGUGGAAUCACAGGAAUAGUGACAAAGCCUAUUAAAGGUGCACAGAAGGAAGGUGCAGCUGGUUUCUUUAAAGGCAUUGGCAAAGGCUUGGUUGGAGCUGUGGCACGACCGACUGGAGGCAUCAUAGACCUAGCCAGCAGCACUUUUCAAGGGAUAAAAAGAGCUACAGAAACAUCAGAAGAUGUUGUGAGCCUUCGCCCACCUCGAUUUAUUCACGAAGAUGGAGUAAUUAGACCAUAUAGGUUGAGAGAGGGGAUUGGCAUGCAGAUGUUACAGAAAAUUGAAAAUGGAAGAUAUGCCAAAUACAAGUACUUUGGCCAUAAAAUGAUUAAUGACUCAGACUUGUUUAUGAUUACAAAAAGUGGUAUCUUAUUUGUAACACAAGGAACAUUUGGGCAGUUGAACUGUGAAUGGCAGUACAGCUUCGAGGAAUUUACUAAAGAGCCUUUCAUUGUUGAUGGACGGAGGUUACGUAUUGAAGCCAAAGAACGUGUCAAGUCUGUAUUCCAUACAAAAGAAUAUGGAAAAAUUGUGAAUUUCAAAACUGCAGACGAUGCAAAGUGGAUUCUGGCAAAACUGCAAGAAGUACAGGAAAAAGGAGUACAUGAUCACCAUCCAAAGAUAUGAAUGAUAAAAGUGUUACGAAUUUCAUAAAACCAUCACGUGUUGUACACAGAAGUAUGGGGAUUCCAAGUCAGUUUUGAUUGAUAAUCAUGACUAUUUGAAUGACUUAUUCUAAUUCAGUGAAUUCCAAUAGAAAUUUAAAAUUGCAUCUCAACCAUAUAACUACUAUUGUAAUUGUUUUUGAUCUUCAAUGGUUAUGAGUCAUCAGUUCUGAAUUUUUAGCAGAUGUUAGACUGCAGUGUAAAAUGGAAACUUCACUUGUAUUGAAUACCUUUAGUAGGCAUAAUAGUGUUUAAUUCACAUAGUUAAAUGGCUUUCUCAAAGGAAAGCAACAUGCUACCAAGUGCCACACAACUACUGUCAACAACACAUAUGUGCCAACAACUUUCUCCACUGCAGUGCUCAAGUAUGUUCAAUGACUCACUUUUGUCACUAGGUCAACUUGAAAUAUCCAGAUGUUUAACACUUAUUUCAAAGUUGGCUUUUUUGUAACUUUUUAAAGAAAAUUAUGUAUUAGUGUAGUUCAACAUUAGGAAGAUCUUUCCUUUGUGGGUUUUUUUUUGUUUAAUGCAUUUUGAGAUUGGAACUAAUGAGAGUCAGCUUAGCUGUUAAUCAAAUACAGAAGACCCUCUAUGGAAUGUAGAUAAAGCGCAAAAGAUCUCCUCUAAUUAUAUCCCAUCAUUUAGAAGAUUCAAAUUCUAGUUAUGCAUUGUAAGUGUGCAUAUAUAUUUACAAAUGCAUACAUGUAAAUAAUUAAUCAUUCUCAUCAUUGAAGUGUUAGCUUAUAUACUAAGAUGGUUAAUAGGAUGUGUGAAAUAUUGACUGCAUUCAAACCACUUUCUUGCAAACUUAAUGCACUGAAAUUGAAACAAUUAUAGGGUCCUAAAUGAUCCAGGCAAACUUUUAUUCCUUGCUUAAUGUAUUUUAUAUAAUAGAAUUCUAAUGUAUUCAAAGAUUCUAUGGUUUUAAUCAUGGAGAUUUGAACACUGGGCUUAAUUUUUUUAUAUUAAAGUUUGAAAUGAACUGGAUAUUUCAAACUCUGCAUGCUCCAGGUCACAUGCAGUUGCCACUCGUUCAAUAUCAGUCUAGUUCCUGAAGUAUAUGUGUUGCUGAAUCCAUUCACAAAUGUUUUCUGUUAAGAAAAUUUUAUGUAUACCAUUCAAGAAUAUUAUGCAUUAGUGUGAAUGCAACCCUUAUUGACCAUAGCGAAUCUUUGCUUUAUAACUGAUCACGCUCAUGGCUAAUUGGUUUUAAGUUCCUGCCUUUGAUAAUAUGUUGAUAUGCAAUUUUCUAUAAAAAACUUUCCAUUGCACUGUAUAGUCUGAAAAUUUUACCUUAUGUUUGCUAACAAGAAAUUAUAUUGUGCUUUUUCAUUAAGAUAUGUUGUAGGUAAUUACUGCAUAAGAUUUAACAACUGUCAUUUUACUCCCAAAGGAAUAGCUGACCAUGAAAAAUUGUAACAUUCAAGGGGGGUACAGGGCACAUUUUUUACAGGCUAAAACAAUUCUAAGAACAACAGUUGUGUUCUCAAAUUUAUUAUAUCAAGUAGUUGUUGACAUAGAGCUGAUUUCUUUUUCAAUAAAUCCUUCAGCAGUAAAUAAGCACUAAAAUAGUAAAAGCAUAAAUAUAGGCAGUAUCAUUUUAAAUUGCACAACUCUGCCCCUCCAUGAAUUUCACAUGGUUGAGUUUUUUUUAAAAUGAGAUUAUUGACUACCAUCCAUGCUUUUGAGUAAAAUUCAAAUAACUUGUAGAUCAAUUUGAAUAUAAACCCAGUGUCAGAAUUAAAUGCAUCACAUAGUGCUUGUUUGAUAAUACUGACAUACGAGUUAAACUGGCUAGCUUUAUUAUCAACAGAUUCCAAAAAAAAAACAUUAUUUAUAUUAAUAGAUGUUGGAAACAAAUACCAAGUUUAGGAUCUAGUCUAUAAAACUGCAAAUAGCCAGUUCCAAACAAAUGUUUUGAGAAAUGUACACACUUGUGAAUAAACAUUUUAAAAAUCAGCAGGCCUAAUCACGGACAAAGGUUACCUUCACAAGGCUUCUGAUUGAUUGCUAAUGAUGAAACAGUGGCUACGUUUAAAUUAAUAGAAUUUAAAAAGCUACUUAAAAUUAUGUGGAAUGCUGGAGGGCACUUAUGUACAAUGGCACCAAAUCGAAGUCGUGGAGCAUGGGAACAUGCCUGCAGUUCUCAACAUAACCCAGAUUUUGAGGUUGAUGGCAAAGGAAGGUACUGACUGCUAACUUCAAAAAGUUGCCACAAAUAUUAGUGCUUAAAUUUCCUCUAUUCUGAAGAAUUUGGCACCAUUUACAGGAAAUCUGGGGGGGCGGGGGGGGUGUCCAGCUAUAGAGAAGGCAGGGUAAUCAGGUAUUUGAAGACUUCUUAGACAGCAAAAUAGGAAGUUAAAAAGCAUGGAAAAUAAUUAACAUUUGUACAAAAAAGUAGUAAAAUAAAAAUUAAGGCAUACACACUGACUAGGAGAGAAUAUGAAAUAUCAAAAAAUUUAAAUUUUAAAAAUCAUGAAAUUGAGGGAAAAAAAAUUCCAGAUUUUUAUUAGCACCAGUAAUUAGGAGCCAGUGCACCAUUAAAAACUGUUACUUCUGAUUGAACAAGGCUUAAAGUCAUCAUUACUCAUUGUACAAAGUUAAAGUUCAGUGAAUCUCUGUUGAUUGCAUCUUCAAAAAUUGCAAUAGUGAACCAUGUAGAGGAGCAGAUCAUCACCAAAAGCAAUUCCCAAUUUGCAUGUUUAUGUGCAGAUGCCAGAAGUUGGAGUCAGUUUCACACAAUAAUGAUGUUGAACACUGACAGUUUCACUGUCAUUACAACUACAAAUUUGUGAUAUUGAGCACACUAGUUCAGAAAAGUGACAUGUCAUGAGGUGGAUACAUGCACCUUCUACUGGCAAUUCAACAAAGAUGAAAAUCCAGAGAACAUAUUUAUGGAUACUUGAGGAAAAUGGGUGAGGGAAUAAAAAAUCGUUUAAACAACUUCCGAAGCAGAAAUCCAACUAACUGGAUUCUCUGAUCCUCGUGCUUAUUAAAAACACUCUAAUCUUGUUAUUCAUUAAUCAGACACCACAAUAAAUUGCAGACCAUAAUUAAUAAUAUGCAAGUAAUGGCCUUGCAAAUAUAAUGCAGCAAUCCACAUAGUUUUUCUAUAACUGGCACAUUUGCUUCAGCAUAGUUUAAAACAACCCACAGCUACAGUUGAUAAAAUUAGAAAAUGCCAAAAUUACACAAGUCAUAAUCAUUUGAAAUGAGAAAAGUUAGGCAAGUUUUUUUUUAUUGUGUAGAUCAUUGGUUAGAGCUGAUGCAGAGAAGAUUUUAUAUACAUCUUAACUCUUCAGUUGCUGUUGGAUUUUUAUAUAUUUUUACAUGGUUUAUUUUAUAUUUAUUUUUAGCUAGUCAACGAUGACUAAUUGAAAAUGCAUUUACAAGUGAAAAAUUCCCCCAAUGUAUAAGUUUGGACUGUAGCUUGUUGGAGGCCAAGAAUAGUUGUGUAACAAUUUAGCCAAUGUCUGCCCUUGUGAAUUCUGUGCCUAGGAAGAGGAAUAAAACUCUGUCACUAUUAUGCUUGUGUUGUCCAAUCUGAAGGAUAAAUAUCAACCUUCCCUCUACUCACCCUGACAUUUUAACAAUUAGAUAAACUUAAGUCAUUUACAUCAUGAAGUAAUUGGAAAUUGUAACUAGACAUGGACAAAGUACUUCUAUAGAGACUAACCUUACAGACUGAUUACUGUUGUACUAACAUUUGUUACAGGGAUACAUCAUUUCUAAGAACUGAAUUGAAAAAUUGUGAAUUAAUAGUGCUUUAUUAUUUUUCAAGAGCUGCCUCUUUUGUUUUAACAUUGCUCUAUGCUUCUUUUGUUUUGUACCUGGUGCCUCUGGUAUAGUUGAAUUUUUAAAUGUAAAACAAAUGCAAAUUGUUAAAUAAAAGUAUACUGCCA